This is a messenger RNA of Impatiens glandulifera, 1342 nucleotides long. RefSeq names its product eukaryotic translation initiation factor 3 subunit I-like. The record is from RefSeq and is a predicted model, not a curated record. Gene Ontology annotation, molecular function: protein binding; RNA binding; translation initiation factor activity. Gene Ontology annotation, cellular component: cytoplasm; eukaryotic translation initiation factor 3 complex, eIF3m. Lineage: Eukaryota; Viridiplantae; Streptophyta; Magnoliopsida; Ericales; Balsaminaceae. The transcript has 9 exons. Gene Ontology annotation, biological process: cytoplasmic translational initiation. The coding region runs from base 142 to 1122 and encodes 326 amino acids.
UGAGUUUUAACCUAGGGUUUUAUUUCUCUUUGGGAGUCAUAUUCGCUGUCUCUCUAGAUUUCUCCUUACAUUUCCGCCGGCCGCCAGCAGUAGAGAUCGCAGUGUAUGAGAUAGUAUCAUUCUUAAAGAAAAAGAGAAAUCAUGAGGCCAAUUUUGAUGAAAGGCCAUGAAAGGCCUCUGACCUUCCUCAAGUACAACAGGGAUGGUGAUCUUCUCUUCUCGUGUGCAAAAGAUCACACUCCCACUGUAUGGUUUGCUGAUAACGGUGAGCGACUCGGUACCUACCGUGGACACAAUGGUGCCGUCUGGUGUUGUGAUGUUUCUAGGAAUUCAAAGCUGCUGAUAACGGGAAGUGCUGACCAAACUGCUAAGCUGUGGAAUGUUCAGAAUGCUGAGCAACUUUUCUCUUUCAAUUUUGAAUCUCCUGCUAGGGCUGUGGAUUUUUCUGUGGGUGACCACUUAGCUGUAAUUACAACUGAUCCUUUCAUGGGUCUUCCUUCGGCUAUUCAUGUGAAACAGAUUUCCAGUGACCCAACUGAACAGAAGGGAGAGUCUUUGCUCACAAUCAAGGGACCUCAAGGAAGAAUAAACAGAGCUGUAUGGGGACCCCUAAACAAAACCAUCAUAAGUGGUGGAGAAGAUGCUGUGAUUCGUAUUUGGGAUUCUGAGACUGGAAAAUUGCUUGUAGAAUCUGACAAGGAAACUGGUCAUAAAAAGACUAUUUCGUCACUCUCAAAAUCUGUAGAUGGUUCUCAUUUCUUAACAGGCUCACUUGAUAAAUCUGCCAAGCUCUGGGACUCGAGAACAUUGACUCUCAUUAAGACUUAUUCAACAGAACGCCCUGUCAAUGCUGUUGCUAUGUCUCCACUUCUUGACCAUGUGGUUCUUGGAGGUGGGCAAGAUGCAUCUGCUGUGACCACCACAGAUCAUCGUGCUGGAAAGUUUGAGGCCAAGUUUUAUGACAAGAUUCUUCAAGAAGAAAUUGGUGGUGUGAAAGGUCACUUUGGGCCUAUAAAUGCUUUAGCAUUUAAUCCUGAUGGGAAAAGUUUCUCGAGUGGAGGUGAAGAUGGAUAUGUAAGACUACAUCACUUCGACCCAGAUUACUUCAACAUAAAGAUGUAAUUGCCCACAUCAUCAGUUUAUGAGGGCAAUUUUAUUCUUGUCUUGGUAAUAAUAUCUCACCAAAGACCUUGAAUUAACAGACAAUUGAGAAAGAGAGAUAUAGUACUAUUUAAGGGUGGAUUAUUAUUAUGUUUUGAGAAGUGUUUUCAUUGAGUUCAUUUUUAAAACAUACCAUUUUUGCAUUUCUUUAUGAUGAAAGAUUAGAUUUGUGUUGAAGAUA